AUGGCCCCUCACGCAAAUGACGUUACCGAGAAUGGCUCGUCUGCCUCUUCCAGGUACCACGCCUCCUCGACCAAGGGUGCAAUUGAGGCUGAACACAAGUUCGCUGCUCACAACUACCACCCUCUGCCCAUUGUCUUCUCACGUGCUUCAGGUGUAGACGUUUGGGAUCCCGAGGGCAAGCACUACCUCGACUUUUUGUCCGCCUACAGUGCUGUCAACCAAGGACAUUGUCACCCUGAGCUCGUCAAGGCCCUCACCGAGCAGGCUGGACGUCUCACUCUCAGCUCGAGAGCCUUUCACAAUGACGUCUUUCCCAAGUGGGCUGAAAAGGUCCAGCAAAUGUUUGGCUACGACAUGGUCUUGCCCAUGAACACUGGAGCUGAAGCCGUCGAGACUGCCAUCAAGAUUGCCAGAAAGUGGGCUUACAAGGUCAAGGGUGUCCCGCAAGGCAAGGCCUUGAUCUUUGGUGCCGAGGAGAACUUUCACGGGCGAACUAUGACUGCAGUCACCCUUUCCACCGAUCCCGAGUCCAAGGACAACUAUGGCCCAUAUGUUCCCAACAUUGGCGCCGUCAACCCCUCGACCGGCAAGGCCAUUCGAUACAAUAACGUGGAGGACCUUGAGGCGCUUCUUGAGGCGCACGGUAAAGAGACGGCCGCGUUCAUUGUCGAGCCAAUCCAGGGCGAGGCAGGCGUAGUUGUCCCCGAUGAGGACUACCUUGUCAAGGUCUCGGAGCUUUGCAAGAAGCACAAUGUCCUGUUCAUCUGUGACGAGAUUCAGACUGGCAUUGGACGUACUGGUAGAAUGCUCUGCUCGCAGUGGGCAGGUAUCAAGCCUGAUCUCGUCACCCUUGGCAAGGCCAUUUCUGGUGGUCUCUACCCCGUGAGCGCGGUUCUGGGUAGCAAGGAGAUCAUGCUCGUAGUUGAGCCUGGAACACACGGCUCCACCUACGGUGGCAACCCGCUCGGAUGCGCCGUGUCCAUUCGUGCCCUCGAGAUUAUGGAAGAAGAGCAGUUGACGGAAAAGGCCGAAAAGCUCGGUAACAUUUUCCGACAGAGCCUCGAAGCUUUCAACUCGCCAAUGAUCAAGCUCGUUCGUGGCAAGGGUCUGCUCAAUGCCGUUGUCAUCAACGAGGACCAGACCAAUGGCCACUCGGCUUGGGAUCUGUGCCUUUUGCUCAAGGAAAAGGGUGUCUUGGCCAAGCCAACUCACGGAAACAUUAUUCGUUUCGCUCCGCCCCUGGUCAUUAGCGAAACCCAGCUCCGCAAAGCCAUCAACAUUAUUGGCGAUGCUCUCAAGGAGCUUCCGUCGCUCAAGCAGCACGAGUAUGUCCACGUUGGCAUUGAAAACUAA
Molecule: messenger RNA, 1353 nt
Organism: Pestalotiopsis fici W106-1
Lineage: Eukaryota; Fungi; Ascomycota; Sordariomycetes; Amphisphaeriales; Sporocadaceae
Product: Ornithine aminotransferase
Exons: 3
Coding region: 1-1353 (450 amino acids)
Cellular component (GO): cytoplasm
Molecular function (GO): identical protein binding; pyridoxal phosphate binding; L-ornithine transaminase activity
Source: RefSeq, a predicted model, not a curated record